AUGUCAAAAGAUUUAUCAGUUGAUGUGUCACCUGAAAGCCUUAAAGAAGAUGGCAGACCAAAGUGGGACAAUAAGUUCCAGUACAUUUUAAGCUGUAUCGGAUUUGCUGUCGGUUUGGGGAAUGUGUGGCGAUUUCCAUACUUGUGUCAGAUACAUGGAGGCGGAGCGUUCUUGAUCCCAUACUUCAUUGCUCUUAUCUUCGAAGGAAUCCCACUGUUACACCUCGAACUUGCCCUAGGACAGCGCCUGAGGAGAGGCAGCAUUGGUGCCUGGAAUACCAUCUCGCCUUACCUUGGAGGAGUCGGAGUUGGCUCAUGGAUGGUGUCAGUUCUGGUGAGCUUGUACUACAACACUGUUUUAACCUGGGUGAUGUGGUAUUUCAUAAACUCCUUCCAAGAGCCCCUUCCUUGGAGUGUUUGUCCUCUAAAUGAGAACAGAACAGGACUCAGUGAAGAAUGUUAUGAAAGUACCGCAGUAAAUUAUUUUUGGUACAGGAAAACUUUGAAUAUAACACCUGAUGUUACCGAGAAUGGCACACUACAGUGGUGGCUUGUUUUGUGCUUAGCAGCUUGCUGGGGAAUUGUGUAUCUCUGCACCAUCCGAGGAAUUGAAACCACAGGAAAGGCGAUUUAUGUAACAGCAAUAUUCCCAUACCUGGUCCUAACUAUAUUCCUUAUUCAUGGACUCACUCUACCAGGAGCAACUGAAGGUCUAGCUUAUCUCUUCACCCCUAAUCUGAACAUUUUGAAAAAUCCCCGUGUAUGGCUUGAUGCAGCUACCCAGAUUUUCUUCUCUCUCUCUUUGGCUUUUGGAGGGCUUAUUGCUUUCUCAAGCUACAAUCCACCAAAAAAUGACUGUGAAAAGGAUGCUGUGACGGUAGCGAUUGUGAACUGCAUGACAUCCCUCUAUGCUUCCAUCCCAGUCUUUUCUGUUUUGGGGUUUAAAGCAACCACUGGCUAUUGGGACUGCUUGGACAGGAACAUUAUCAGUAUUAUCAAUAAAUUUGAUCUUCCGGAACAAAGCAUCAUGCGACAGAACUACACAAUCUGGAUUAGGCUCUUGAAUUCGUCAUAUCCAGAAAAAAUUGCUGGACUCAAACUGAAAAGCUGUGACCUUCAAGAAUUUCUUGAUCAGAGUGUAUCAGGAACUGGCUUGGCUUUCAUUGUUUUCACUCAAGCAGUUAUUCUAAUGCCAGGCUCGCAGGCCUGGGCCAUCCUGUUCUUUAUAAUGUUGUUCAGUUUGGGCCUUUCUUCUAUGUUUGGAAAUAUCGAGGGAGUCUUCACUCCUCUUUUGGAGCUUCAAAUUAUAUCUAAAUCAACACCCAAAGAGCUUAUAACUGGUAUAAUAUGCCUAAUUUCCUUCCUUAUUGCUCUCUGUUUUACGCUGGGUUCCGGGAGUUACUGGAUUGACAUUUUUGACAGCUAUGCAGGCUCCUUGCCUCUGCUAGUCCUUGCUUUCUUUGAAGUGACUGGGAUUGCGUAUGUCUAUAACAUUAAGAGGUUCAGUAAAGAUGUGAAAUGGAUGACUGGACGACAACCAAAUCUCUAUUGGCAGAUCACAUGGAGGUUUAUUAGCCCUCUGCUCCUGCUAAUCGUCUUUGUGGCCUUUGUAGCAAUUCAGAUACAGAAGCCGCCAAGCUAUGCAGCCUGGAAUCCUAAAUACGAAGAUUUCCCUAUGAAAGAAGAGAAAGUCUAUCCACCUUGGGUACUGGCCAUCUGUAUGCUGUUAGCUGUCCUCCCUUGUAUAUUUGUACCUCUGGUAGCACUCUUUCAUCUGAUCAAGCGAAUGCUUGGAAGCAAGGACCCAAGAUCUGUGUCAUCAGAAGUGUUCUCAUGUCACAGGGCUAACAGCAACUUUUCUCAUCCAAAAAUAUAAAUACAUGUUAUAUCUACCUGUAAGUUAAAAUAAGACAGUCUUUAUGUUAGACAUGAUUAGCUGUAGUAUGGUAUCACCUAGCUAACAUGGUUUAUGCAGUUCCUAUGCUUAGAUUUAGUCACCAGUACUCUAUACAGAGCACUGCUUUGUUUCCUUUCUUCAUUUUCAACUGAUUUCACACAGCUGAGUUAACAGUUGAAUUAAUCUUGUCCCUCCUACAACCUGUACUGAAUCUUACAUAUUAAGUAUCAGCCCUGUUUCUUUAACCCUUUUCACACAUUACCAAAUUUUUAUCUCUCUAGCCACACUUUAAUACUGGAAUACUUACUAGUGCCCUCUCUUUCCCUUCACUUCUGUUCUAAAUAAAAAAUUUGUUCCUAAGGAUCAUCAACUAAAGAUUAAAACACAAACAUCCACAGUUUCAUUCAGUGACCACCUCAGAUAUUUAGAAUGGAAGCUCUUGAAGAGUAAGGACUCCUCUUGUUUACUAUACUCUAUCUAUCACUUUAUGCAGUUAAACAGUAGUUAUUUUAUGAUUGUUCUAUAUUCUCACAUACUGCAAAGAGCAAAAUAAAGCAUUAGCAAUUAAAAGAAUGUACAUUAAGUAAACCUGAAUAAUCAGAUUUGCAAAAAUAUAUUAUCUUAGCACAGACAACCCAUCCACAAGCUGUUACAGAUUUUAGAACAUAGCAUUCAGUCAUGAUUACAGAACCACAUGUAGUGAAAUUAGAGAUCAGCUACUUCAUUUUCACCUUAGCAGAAUUUAUUGUGGUGGAAAAAACUGCAGGAAUCAAUGUCCUGUGACCUCACAGGUUAGGAUGUUACAAAAGUUCAAGAAAACUCUCUGAUGUUCUGCAGAUGUACACUGCAAAAGCUGUUGAUGAUGGCACUGAAGACUUCCCCUGCCACUUUGUUCAGGAGGCAUCCCCAAAUGGCUAGCCACUAAUUGAUAGGAACUGGGGUGGUGACAGCCAUCCUCUGUUAGAAAAAGAUCUUUGACCCUAGGUUUCCCGAAGCACAAUCUCAGAUGAGGAGUAUCAUGAACUUAUUUUCCUAAUUAAACAUUUGAAUAUUUUUCCAAACUAAAAAGGUUUAUUAUGCGUAAUAAAGAUACAGCUUAAGCUGGGUGCCUCUAAGGAGGGACCCCGAACAAAGAAAACCCCAGGCAAUUAUAUAUACCUUUACAAUCUAAGUUCCCCACCCCUCAUUAGAUGGUUCGGACCAAUCAUAAUACUUAGGUCUGGGGUCUUCCUGUUCUUCGCCAAGUCCCUUCGUUGUCUUUAGGCUGGCUGUUUCUUUCCUUACCUUUCCGGCUUGCACUGGCUCUGGGCCCUCUUUUACUGAACUAGGUGAAAGUUCAUAAUAUCUGAGUGUGGCCUAAGACUUCAGCAAAUUUAGCUACUAAAGCUAAGCAAGUGCUAAGCGAUUAACUCUAGACAGCCCCAGUCUAAUGUUCUUUAAUGCCUCUUCACCUGGAGGAGUAGUUUCCAGAUGUGGUAUGAUGAUCCUGCGCAGUUGGUACAAGCUACUGCCCCAGAGCUUCAAACACAGCCUCUGCAUCUGAAAGUCUGAUGUGUGUUGCUAAUUAUCCUGGUCUGUCAGAUAUUGCAGUGCUAGCGCUCUGCUCUCAUCUUUCUGAAAGUCCCAUCAGCUGUGGGGAGCUGCUCUUCACUACAGCCCAUGGCAGGGACCUGUUCCGUAAAGAGGUCCUCUCGCUAUCUGCUCUGCUGCUUCUCUCCACAAAAAGCAGCAACUCAUUACUGAUCCUCAAGUACUGUGGAAACAGGCUUAGCUCUACCGCCUUUGCCACAGCCUGAGGGGUUACACCAAUGGAGGAUCCAAGUUAGAGGGCCAUGUGGGGGCAUGACACAGACAAACAGAACAGGAGGAUGUAAGACGGGGGACAGGGCCAUUUCUGAAAUGAAAACAACAGUGAAGGAGAGCUUUUGCAAAUACUCUUCACCAGUGUUUGCUGGCAUGGGUGUUGACUGCUCAUAUUAUUGGUGAGGGGAGACAAUGGCAAACUGCAGAGCCUAAUAGAGAAGGCCAUGUGGGGAACCGAAGGCUUGUGAGACAGCUUUUUCUCUGACAUAAUAUUAAACCACUGUGAGUGGAGGCAGACCCUCUGGGAAAGACAACAUUUUAAAUCAAAACACCUUCACUUAACCACACCAACUUUCACUGAACAUGCCAGGAGAUUGAUGACAACUGCUUCAGCCCACUCACUCAUUUCAGUUACUGCUAAAAGAACAAAGUGCUACCGUAAGCACAGCCUCUCUUUAGUGAGAAAGGUGUGCAGAAACAGGAAAUAAUGACUUGCUCUAAUAAAACAGUAGAAAAGAACAGACAACCUUUGUAUGCAUGGCAUUGACUCUUUCCUGCCCCCUGAACUGUGUUGUCCAGUCUAAUAAGAGAAAUUAGAUUGCUCUAUUAUUCUUUUUCCUGGUUGCAUCAACAACAGUUUUACUGCCUUUGGCUGCUGAAGUCCUAGCUCUUGUUAUAAUACUAAAAUACAAGCAUAAAUGCAAGAGGACCUAUUUUUAAAAUACUUCUGAAACCUGCUGAUUGUUUUAGUAGGGUUAA
Messenger RNA from Dromaius novaehollandiae (emu), 4458 nucleotides. Its product is annotated as sodium-dependent neutral amino acid transporter B(0)AT3-like. Gene Ontology annotation, biological process: sodium ion transmembrane transport. The record is from RefSeq and is a predicted model, not a curated record. Gene Ontology annotation, cellular component: plasma membrane. The transcript is spliced from 12 exons. The coding region runs from base 1 to 1875 and encodes 624 amino acids. Lineage: Eukaryota; Metazoa; Chordata; Aves; Casuariiformes; Dromaiidae.